AUGGAAGGCGCCGCCUCCGGUGGCCGGGCCGCCCCCGCGCGUAUGACCACCAUGUCGCGGCACUACUUGGGAGGCAGUGCGUCCGAGCGCCACCACGACCUCAGGGUCGACAUCAUCGAGAACAUCGAAGAGGACUACGGCAUGUUUGUCUGGCCAUGCAGUGUCAUUCUUGCAGAAUGCAGGCCUGGCAAGGCAGUGGUGACCUCAGACCUGCCCAUGGGCGCAGGGCUCGGCUCGUCGACGGCAUUUUGUGUGUCCAUGUCAGGGGUGCUAUUGACGGCUGCUGGCGCAGUCAGUGUUGGAGCGCGCAGGGGUGCCGAGGGGUGGGAGGAGUUGGAGAAGGGUGAUCUUGAGCUAGUCAACCAAUGGGCGUUCCAAGGGGAAAAGAUCAUUCAUGGCAAGCCUUCUGGCAUCGACAAUUCCGUCAGCACUUUCGGUGCUGAGUUGCUAGAUGAAAAUAUUUCAUCGGAAAGUGAAGACUUGGACGAUGGAACAGAAGAAAACAUGGAGAUUUUAUCUGAUGCAAACAAACAUGAUGCUAAUGAAGAUGUCAAAGAGGAAGAUGAAGCGUCUGAUGAAGAUGGUACAGGUCAAGAUGUCUGCAAAGAUUUUUAUUUUUCUCGAAUGAUAUAG
Molecule: messenger RNA, 633 nt
Organism: Miscanthus lutarioriparius
Lineage: Eukaryota; Viridiplantae; Streptophyta; Magnoliopsida; Poales; Poaceae
Source: the annotation of a GenBank genome assembly